This is a messenger RNA of Odobenus rosmarus divergens (Pacific walrus), 3207 nucleotides long. RefSeq names its product sperm antigen with calponin homology and coiled-coil domains 1 (gene SPECC1). The transcript is spliced from 15 exons. Gene Ontology annotation, biological process: actin cytoskeleton organization. Gene Ontology annotation, molecular function: protein binding. Gene Ontology annotation, cellular component: filamentous actin; microtubule organizing center. Lineage: Eukaryota; Metazoa; Chordata; Mammalia; Carnivora; Odobenidae. Bases 1 to 3207 code for a protein of 1068 amino acids. The record is from RefSeq and is a predicted model, not a curated record.
AUGAGGAGCGCAGCCAAACCCUGGAAUCCGGCCAUCAAAGCGGGCAGCCAUGGGACAGACCGUGCACGGCCCCUCCCUGCGGCCCCUUCAGGCAUGAAGAGUUCGAAAUCUUCCACCUCGCUGGCUUUUGAGUCCCGGCUCAGCAAGCUCAAGAGGGCCAGUAGUGAGGACAUGCUCAACAAACCAGGAAGUACCGCCGCUUCCGGGGUGGUUCGACUGAAAAAGACUUCGACAGCUGGAGCCAUCUCUGAGCUUGCUGAGAGCCGCCUGAGGAGCAACCCAGGGGCUGUGACUACAACCAAACGGACGGGCAUUCCAGCUCCUCGAGAACUUUCAGUAACUGUCUCAAGAGAGAGAACUGUGCCACGCGGUCCCUCCAACCCCAGGAAGUCGGUGUCCAGUCCAACUUCUUCCAGCACACCCACCCCUACUAAACACCUGAGGACCACUUCCACGAGACCCAAGCAAGAGCAUGAAGGUGGGGAAAAGGCCGUGCUCGAGUCCCAGGUUCGGGAACUUCUGGCAGAAGCCAAAGCGAAAGAUAGUGAAAUUAACAGGCUUCGAAGUGAACUGAAGAAAUGCAAGGGGAAAAGGACUCCAAGCAUCGAAGGAGCUGAGGCUUCAGACUCCAAUCUAGACGGAACAUCCGCCUCGCCCAGUGACUCAGAACCUUUGAUAAAAGCUCUUGAGGAGAAGAACAGGAAUUUUCAGAAAGAGCUUGCAGAUCUCGAGGAGGAAAACCGGGCCUUGAGGGAGAAACUGACUUACCUGGAGCACUCCCCCAAUUCCGAGGGAGGCGUGAGUCACACCGGUGAGAGCAGCUGCCCAACAUCCAUAACUCAGGAGUCAAGCUUCGGCAGCCCGACUGGAAAUCAGUUGUCAGGUGAAAUCGAGGAAUACAGGAACAACAUACAUGAAAAUGCGUUACGGACGUCAGGCUCUUCAAGCAGCGACGUUACCAAAGCUUCUCUGUCCCCGGAUGCCUCUGAUUUCGAGCACAUCACCGCAGACACCCCCUCCCGGCCCCUGUCCUCUACCAGCAACCCCUUUAAGAGCUCCAAGUGUUCGGCCACCGGCAGUUCCCCGAACAACGUGAGCGAACUUUCCCUGGCUUCCCUCACGGAGAAGAUACAGAAGAUGGAGGAAAACCACCACAGCACCGCGGAGGAGCUGCAGGCCACUUUGCAAGAACUGUCAGACCAGCAGCAAAUGGUGCAGGAACUGACGGCCGAAAAUGAGAAACUCGUGGACGAGAAGACGAUUUUAGAAACGUCCUUCCAUCAGCAUCGGGAGAGGGCCGAGCAGCUCAGUCAGGAAAACGAGAAACUCCUAAAUCUCUUACAAGAGCGAGUGAAGAAUGAGGAGCCCAACACGCAAGAAGGAAAGAUCCUUGAGCUGGAGCAGAAGUGCGCAGAAAUUCUUGACCAGGGUCGCUUUGAAAGAGAGAAGUUGCUCAACAUUCAGCAGCAGCUGACCUGUAGCUUACGGAAGGUUGAGGAAGAAAACCAAGGCGCUUUAGAAAUGAUUAAACAGCUGAAGGAAGAAAACGAAAAACUGAAUGGGUUUCUGGACCUGGAACGGCGUAAUAACGGCGUAAUGGCCCAAAGUCUGGAAGAGUGUAAAGCCACGCUCGAAGGGCUGCAGAUGGAACAUGGUUCGAUGAAGGCUCAUUUGGAGAAUGAGAAGCAGAAAGCUACGGAGACCAGCCCCAUGGGGCACACGGCAGGGGGUCGUGAGGUUCAAGAAAUGUUGAGGGUCGCUCGAGCUGAGAAAGAUCAGCUGGAGCUGUCUUGCACCGAGCUCAAGCAAGAAUUAGUGAAGGCCCACGGUGAAAUUAAACAUGUUUCGAGCCUCCUGGCCAAGGUGGAAAAGGAUUAUUCUUACUUGAAGGAGAUAUGUGAUCAUCAAGCAGAACAACUGAGCCGAACCAGCCUGAAACUGCAAGAGAAAGCGUCAGAGAGUGACGCGGAGAUUAAAGACAUGAAGGAAACCAUAUUUGAAUUGGAAGAUCAGGUGGAACAGCAUCGGGCUGUCAAGUUACAUAACAACCAGCUCAUUAGUGAGCUAGAGAGCAACGUGAUGAAGCUGGAGGAACAGAAGUCAGACCUGGAAAGGCAGCUGAAGACUCUGACUAAGCAGAUCAAGGAGGAGACAGAGGAAUGGAGGCGGUUCCAGGCGGACCUGCAGACAGCGGUGGUGGUGGCCAACGACAUCAAGUGUGAGGCUCAGCAGGAGCUGCGUACCGUGAAGAGGAGGUUGCUGGAGGAGGAAGAGAAGAACGCCAGGCUGCAGAAGGAGCUGGGGGACAUGCAGAGCCACGGCAGGUCGGUCACAACAGAGCCCUGCCCACCACCUGUGAACGAAGAGUCAGAGCCGCCCGAGGUUGAGGCUCCCGGCCGGUGGCAUGGUGUCUACGUGAACAGAACGUCUCCCACACCUUCAGAAUCUGCGACCACCGUUAAGUCCCUCAUCAAGUCAUUCGACUUGGGACGGCCAGGUGGAGCCGGACAGAAUAUUUCUGUCCAUAAAGCCCCCAGAAGUCCCCUGAGUGGGAUUCCCGUGAGGACCGCUCCCGCUGCUGCUGUCUCCCCAAUGCAGAGACAUUCGACCUACAGCAGCGUUCGGCCGGCCAGCAAAGGUGUGACUCAGCGUUUGGAUCUUCCAGACCUUCCCCUCUCAGAUCUCCUAAAGGGAAGGGGUGAGGACCUGAAACCGGACCCUUAUCUCCGGAAGAGUCCCUCCCUGGAGUCUCUGAGCAGACCCCCUUCUCUGGGCUUCGGGAACACGAGGCUGCUGAGCGCUUCCACCGGGGGCUUGAAACCACAGAGCAAACUCAGCGUGGAAAGAAGAGACCCGCUGGCUGCCUUGGCCCGGGAAUAUGGCGGCUCCAAGCGCAAUGCUCUCCUGAAAUGGUGCCAGAAGAAAACAGAAGGCUACGCAAACAUUGAUAUCACCAAUUUCAGCAGCAGCUGGAGUGACGGCUUGGCCUUCUGUGCUCUCCUUCAUACCUACCUGCCUGCCCACAUCCCAUAUCAGGAGCUGAACAGUCAGGAGAAAAAAAGGAAUCUCUUGUUGGCAUUUGAAGCAGCCGAAAGUGUAGGCAUCAAACCCAGCCUGGAGCUCAGUGAGAUGCUGUACACAGACCGGCCCGACUGGCAGAGCGUGAUGCAGUACGUGGCCCAGAUCUACAAGUACUUUGAGACGUAA